Molecule: messenger RNA, 3298 nt
Organism: Ictidomys tridecemlineatus (thirteen-lined ground squirrel)
Lineage: Eukaryota; Metazoa; Chordata; Mammalia; Rodentia; Sciuridae
Source: RefSeq, a predicted model, not a curated record
GAGAGUAGUGACUUCCCAAGAUCCCAAGGGAGCUGGCCAGGCAGGCUGACCUGGGUUCUGCAGAAGGUACAGGUUGAGUGUAGCUGAUGUCCCCUGUGCUGUCCUCUUCCAGGACAAAUAGGAGCCGGGAACCAAGGGUCAUCCAGGGGACUUGGAACUACAAAGAGGGGCAAGGCUCUUUCACAGAUGAGCUGCCCAGUGAAGAGAAGGCUGGCAAGACUCCAUUCACACAGGGCCCAGCACCUCUUGCUUGUCACCGAGUUGGCCUUCUGUGCCACCCAUGCCACAGCGUCAGAGGAUGUGAGCCACAUCACACUCAGAACGGCAGCCUGAAGACAAGUUGGUGGAUCAAAGAAACGCACAGCGGCCCCUCUGACCAGGAGCCUCCGUCCUGCUGACCCCCGAAGCACUGCCCAGGUCCAACCACCAUGGAAGGCGACUGUCUGAGCUGCAUGAAGUACUUAAUGUUUGUUUUCAACUUCUUCAUAUUCCUGGGAGGCACCUGCCUGCUGGGCGUGGGCAUCUGGGUCAUGGUGGACCCCACCGGCUUCCGGGAGGUGGUGGCGGCCAACCCCCUGCUCUUCACCGGGGCCUACGUCCUGCUGGCCAUGGGCGGCCUGCUCUUCCUCCUCGGCUUCCUGGGCUGCUGCGGGGCCGUCCGCGAGAACAAGUGUCUGCUGCUGUUUUUCUUCCUGUUCAUCCUGAUCAUCUUCCUGGCGGAGCUCUCGGCGGCGGUCCUGGCCUUCAUCUUCAGGGAAAACCUCACGCGGGAGUUCUUCACCAAGGAGCUCACCAAGCACUACCAGGGCGACAACGACACGGACGUCUUCUCCGCCACCUGGAACUCGGUCAUGAUCACCUUUGGCUGCUGUGGAGUCAACGGGCCUGAAGACUUCAAAUUCGCAUCAAUUUACCAAAUGCUGGCCCAAGACCGCGAGGAGGUGCCCGAGGCCUGCUGCCGGCGGGAGCCCCAGGGGCGGAAAGGGGUCCUGCUCAACAGGGAGGAGUGCGUCUCGGGGAGGAGCCUGUUCAUCAACACGCAGGGCUGCUACGCGGUGAUCCUCAACACCUUCGAGACCUACGUCUACCUGGCGGGGGCGCUCGCCAUCGGGGUCCUGGCCAUCGAGCUUUCCGUCAUGAUCUUCGCCAUGUGCCUCUUCCGGGGCAUCCAGUAGGGGGCGUGGCCUGAGGACUGGCCCCGCCCACCACGCCCAGCACCUGUGCCCCUCCGGGUGCCCCUGGCCCCAGGGCGGAGACGAGGCCCUCGUGGGCGGCCGGACGGGCCGGGAGCGCACAGCUAUUUUUUUAACAAGAUGAAGACAGAAAUGGGGACGGACGCGCCCUCGCCUGGGCUGGGACCCCGCGCCUGACCCGGGAUGCAGCCAGGCCAGGCCUGUCCCCACAGCUUAGCGACCUGGUGCCAAGGAAAUGAGGCCACAAGAAGACACUGACAAAGCCCCAGAGCCCCCAGGAGACUCGGUGGCCUCACCCUCGGGGGCUCGCAACCUGGAGGGCAGUCCCUGCACUGCCAGGGGACAGAGCUGUGUCCGGGAGUGGCCCCGCUGGCAGUCCCUCCUGUCCCCAUCUGUGGGACCCAAUCACAUGUGAGGCCCAGAGAGGGACUGUGGGCUGUGGCGUCACACAGCACAUGUGUGGUGGUGCUGAACAAGAACCUGGCUCCUCUCUGAGGUGCGUCUCUCCAUCCCGGACACCGUGGGAUCCGCGGCUCACAUACCCUCUGGCCUCAGGAUCCUGGUUUCCCAGGAAAGACGGGACCAGCUGCCCAGGAAAUGCCCCCUCCCGGCUCUGCAGCUAAGAAGUCGAUCGCUGUCCCCCUUUCCCUCACCUCCCACUUCUCCACCAGCCCCCUGCCAUGGACGCACAGCCCUUCCCCUGGGGCACACUGCCCACCUCUCCCCACCGGCUCCUCCUCCCUGUCCAUCCCCAACUCCCUGGCCCCAGGAUGAAAGAAACCCCCCAAAUCUUCUGGUUCUCCCUGUUCCCACCCAGAAUGGAGGCUUGGGUAUGUUCUGCCAGACUCCUGCCAAGAAUUCUCCACCCUCUUCUUGCAUACCUCCAGGGACGGGGAGCUCACUACCUCCCCAGGCAGCUUUUGCACUGCUCCCACCCCAGUCAGCUCGACAGACAGAACAGGCUUCUGCUUUCCUCUGGUUCCGUCUGUGCGUCCCACUUGCUCCUUGCCUUUCCUGAGGGUCAAGGUCACACACUGGCUCCCAGAAGCCCUCUUGUCUGUAGGUAAAGAGCCCCUCAGGCAUCUCAGCCAUUUCUGCUGCCACACAGUGUCCCGUCCUUCCAUUGUCCACGUGAUACUUCUGUGUCCCCUCCAGAUCUCCCCACAGACCCACAGAUUCCCACCCACACAACCCCACCACUGCACAGGCCUCACACUCCGAAUCAGUGUUGGCAAGUAGAUAGCAAGACGCCUGGCCAGCCCCAGCCCAGCCUCGCCUGAGACUGGGCCAGGGCCAGGGGCCUGCCUGCUCUGGACCUGCCCAGCCCUCAGCCCCAGCUUCCCGGAAGGCAGACGGCUGGCCCGGGUUGACCAGAAACCCCACGUCUAGGCUGGGCAGCCCGGGUCCAGGGGCACCCCAAGCCUCCAGGGCCCAGAAGAGUGAGGGUGUCGGUGAAGGGCAGACCAGGGGGCAUGUGGCCCAGAGUGGCUCUGAGACGAGGGCUUUCUGUAAAAGUGCCGAGGAGCCUGUCCGCCCCCACACGACUCCCUGCCCUCUGCACCUCUGAGCCUGAAGGGGACACAGGGUUUGUCCCUGUGGCACCUGCUCAGGCUGGCAGCAAUCUGCAAGGUCCCCUGAAGUCACAGCCCCCGGGGCAAGAGCUCUGGCACCAAGGGCCCUGUGGGUGUGGCCCAGCUGCCCAGCCUGAUCUGCGGGCAGGGUCAGGCCGUCGCGGCUCCUCCAGAACAGCCCAGCUGAGACUGUCCCCGACUGAGCCAACAGCAGGGUGGCCCCUGCCCGUGCCGAGCCACUGCCUCCCAGAGGGGGGCUCGGCCUCCCCACCCUUGUGGUGCCCAGCCUUCGGGGGCCAAGGGGCCCAGACCCGACGGCCCCAACCAGCCAGGGUGGUGGCCGCCCUCUGCCCAGCAGCCCCCGUCCCUUGCUCUGUGGGUCGCAUGUUGAAGGUCUGUUUUGAGAUCCGCCACUGUCCCACCGUCCCCCGCUGCUGGAGCUGCAGAGCUGUCACCAUCCCCCAUGAGCCCCUUUUGUGCCGCGCCUCAGGAGGAGUUUGUGACAGAGAACAGGACGCCACGGAGGGUUUUGCA